AUGGGCGCAGGCGCAGCAGCGGCGCGAAGAAGCGUACGAGCGCGCCGUGAUGGAGCAGAUCGAGCGGGCGAACCCGGGCGCGUUCGACCGAAACUGGGACCCGGAUCGGGACCGGGAUUAGACCCGGCUUCUUCGACAGCAGCGGCAACGGACGUGCUCGCGGAAGCGGAAUCGUUGUUGAGAGAGGGGAGAGGAAGGGCGGAGGACGCACUACCGGUUGCGUUGCGAGCGCUGCGGCGAGCUGCGGGGCGGGAUGAUGCCGCUACGACGACGCUGCCCGCGCUCGGUCUGGUCGCGGAGAUAUACCUCGAGCUCGGCGACGCGACGGCCGCGCGUGAAUACUUUCUGCAAGCCGUUUCGUUGGACCCGGAAGGGCGGGUUCCCGAGACGCUCGGCGGGGGCGCGGAGAAGUUCCUCUGGCUGGCGCAGCUGAGCGAGGAAGGCGGGCAGGAUAGCGUGGCGUGGUUCGAGCGUGGCGCGGCGGUGUUGCGGCGGGAGAUUGGAGCGCUGGGGGAGGGAGAGGGCGAGGGGGGGGGAAGAGAUGCGGAAGAAGCUGGCGGGGGCGUUGUGUGGGAUGGUGGAAGUGUACAUGACGGAUCUGUCCUGGGAGCCCUCCGCGGAGGCGAAAUGCGAGAGUUUGAUUUCGGAGGCGCUGCUCGUGGCGCCGCGUUGUGCGGAGCCGUUGCAGACGCUGGCUUCGGUACGGAUAUCGCAGACGCGGAUACCGGAGGCUAG
Messenger RNA from Letharia columbiana, 735 nucleotides. RefSeq lists its product as uncharacterized. The record is from RefSeq and is a predicted model, not a curated record. Gene Ontology annotation, molecular function: protein binding. Lineage: Eukaryota; Fungi; Ascomycota; Lecanoromycetes; Lecanorales; Parmeliaceae. The coding region runs from base 1 to 735 and encodes 244 amino acids. The transcript has a single exon.